Molecule: messenger RNA, 1128 nt
Organism: Nematostella vectensis (starlet sea anemone)
Lineage: Eukaryota; Metazoa; Cnidaria; Anthozoa; Actiniaria; Edwardsiidae
Product: cyclin-dependent kinase 5
Exons: 12
Coding region: 174-1061 (295 amino acids)
Biological process (GO): protein phosphorylation
Cellular component (GO): nucleus; cytoplasm
Molecular function (GO): cyclin-dependent protein serine/threonine kinase activity; ATP binding
Source: RefSeq, a predicted model, not a curated record
UGCACGGAUAGAACGCCUUGGAGAAAAUUUCUUUUGGCGGCGGGAGGGAAAGUGAGACAAUAACAGUCUCUACUCCGAACGAAAGAAGUCUUUCACAUUUUUUACGAGGAUUAAAGGGCUGUUCAGAACGGCAACGAUCAGGCGAGGAGUACUUUCCACUAGCUGUCCAUAGCAUGCAGAAAUAUGACAAGUUGGAGAAGAUCGGAGAAGGUACCUAUGGGACUGUUUUUAAGGGGAAGAACAAGGAAACACGUGAGAUUUUAGCGCUGAAGCGUGUUAGAUUGGACGAUGACGAUGAAGGGGUACCAAGCUCGGCACUUAGGGAGAUUUGCCUAUUGAAAGAGUUGAAACACAACAAUAUUGUAAGGCUUUAUGAUGUUCUUCAUAGUGAAAAGAAACUGACGCUAGUGUUUGAGUUCUGUGAUCAGGACUUGAAAAAGUAUUUUGACAGUUGCCAAGGUGAAGUGGAUGCCAGUGUUGUAAAGUCCUUCAUGUUUCAACUGCUGCGAGGAUUGGCUUUCUGCCACAGUCACAAUGUUCUUCACAGGGAUCUCAAACCACAGAACCUUUUGAUCAAUAAGGAUGGUGAGCUCAAACUUGCUGACUUUGGAUUGGCACGAGCAUUUGGCAUUCCUGUCAGAUGCUUUUCUGCUGAGGUUGUUACCCUUUGGUAUCGCCCACCAGAUGUGUUAAUGGGUGCUAAGCUCUACUCUACUUCUAUUGACAUGUGGUCUGCUGGUUGCAUAUUUGCUGAAAUGGCAAAUGGUGGACGGCCAUUGUUUCCUGGGAAUGAUGUUGAUGAUCAGCUGAGGAGGAUCUUCAAAAUUCUAGGGACACCAACUGAAGAAUCCUGGCCAAAUGUCUCUAAACUCCCAGACUACAAGGAAUUCCCUCCUCAAGGCCCCUCCGUGUCACUUGGUAUGGUUGUACCAAAGUUGUCCAGCACAGGGCGAGAUCUGCUGCAGAAACUCCUAGUGUCGAACCCGGCGCAUCGGAUUUCGGCAGAGGACGCUAUGAAGCACGCAUACUUCGCGGACUUAAGCCCGACGUUCAGAGGAUAGUCAGGCAAACAAAUGUACAUAACUAAAUUAUUAACACCCAAAUGAAUUACAGAGAAGUUAGAACGAA